This is a messenger RNA of Zea mays, 1476 nucleotides long. RefSeq lists its product as uncharacterized. The record is from RefSeq and is a predicted model, not a curated record. The transcript is spliced from 10 exons. NCBI's taxonomy places the organism in Eukaryota, Viridiplantae, Streptophyta, Magnoliopsida, Poales, Poaceae. Bases 118 to 1245 code for a protein of 375 amino acids.
AGAGGAACCCAGCGUCCACACCACAGCCCACGGCUGAGACUCAGGUGAGGUCCGCCGCGUCCCCCCGCUGCCACAACCCACAACCACUACCUGAGUACCUGACCACCACCGGAUAGGAUGAAGCCGCCGGUGAGCAGGGCCGCCUUCGCGUCCGUGCUGAUAGGGCCGCGCACGCUCGGGGCCUCUCUGGUGGCCGCCCGCUGCGCCUCCUCCUCUGCCGCCGCUGCCGUCACUGCCUAUGAUCAUGCAUCGUUUGUCAAGGAAAUCGCCGCAACCGAUCCUCCAGAGCAUCUCAACUCUCUCCUCAAUGUGCUUCAAGCACGAGGUGAAAAGAUUGUUUCUCCUGGAGCAAAAAGAGGGUUGAUUCCAUGUGUUGUUCCCUUAUCAGAAAGUCCAGCAGGUGAUUUGACAUCUCUCCUUAGAUGGCCAACCGCUCCAACUGGGAUGGAAAUGCCUGUUGUGGAAGUUCGUAAACAUGGGCUGUGGCUUUUGGCUAAAAAUGUGAAACAGUAUAUCCACAGAAUACUUGUUGAGGCUGACUUCAGUGCUGGAACUGGUGAUGAUUUAUGGGCUGCUGUGGGCGAAGCUGGUAAAAACCUUUACGCUAAAGGCGAAUUCAAAGAGUCGCAGGUGGCAGACCUUGAUGUCUAUUUGUUGAAGAAGGUUGGACUUUUCCCUGAUGUUAUAGAGAGGAAAACAUUGCGCCAUCUCGAAAAAGGAGAUAAUGUCUCAGCUCUCAUUACUGGAGAAUUCUAUACUAGAGAUCAAUUUCCAGGAUUUGGAAGACCCUUUGUGUUCAAUGCAGAGAUUUUUAAAAGAGUUGGACGUACAUCUGAAGCCAAAGAUUCAGCUCGAGUGGCUCUGAAAUCACCAUGGUGGACACUUGGCUGCAGUUACGAAGAGGCUGCUGAACUAGCUGGGUGGGAGGAUGAGCAGCUAGAGUUUAUAAGAGAGAAGGUAACUGAGGAGGGUAAGCGCGAGGACCUGAAGAGAGGAAAGGCUCCAGAACAGGUAGCUGACGAGAGCCUCCUUAACUUGUCACAUGAUAGGGUUCAAUUAUUUCUUGGCUGGCUCCAUUGCCUUUGCUGCUCUGGUGCACUGCAGGUGAUUCUUGACGAGGCGGCAUUCUUAAUGGAUUUAGCGUCCGUGGAUGGUAACUGGGACGAGGUUGUGGAUCGGAUUGCUGAAUGUUACAGAGAGGCUGGGCUUCAUGACAUUGCGAAUUUCAUUGCCUACAGGGAAUAGAUGUUAGAUUCCCUAUGGUCUAGAAUGUUAUUCAAGAAAUUUUGAUUCAUUUGUGCUCUGCUAAUAUAUAUUCUUAUAUACGGGAAGAACGCACAACCGUUAUAUCGCAGCAGUCCUUUUUUGUUUUGUUUUGACAUCAGCUAGUGACCAUAGUUUCUUUCCUGUAUAGCUCUGAAUGUACUUGUUUUUUCCAUUUAAAUUUCCAUGCUUAUUCAUGGUUAGUAAGUGUCA